AUGAACGCGCCGAACCGCAGCGACGCAUACUUGCUUCCCGAGGGCGCUCAAAAGGUCACGUACGAAAAAGACACCAAGAUCUCCAACGCCGGCAAGUUCACGAUCUUGCGCGAAGACCACACGAUCGGCAACCUCAUCCGCAUGCAGCUGCUGCGUGACCCGAACGUGACGUUCAGCGGCUACCGGCACCCGCACCCGCUGAUCCAUGACAUUACAGUGCGCGUGCAGACGAACGACGCGUCAUCGCCCGUGGAGGCGCUGGCCAACGCGCUGGACGACCUCAGCACGGAGUUCGACGAGAUCGCGCAGAAGUUCCGACGCCUGACGGGAAACUCGAAGGACCCUAAUUCGUUUAGUUAG
Peronospora matthiolae is the source of this 360-nucleotide messenger RNA. Lineage: Eukaryota; Oomycota; Peronosporomycetes; Peronosporales; Peronosporaceae. The record is from the annotation of a GenBank genome assembly.